AUGCGUUUCGAUAUUUUCACCCUGGCCGCUCUUGGCUCCCUCGCCCUUGCGGCUCCUGCCCCCCACGACCUUGCUGAGAGAGAUCUCGCCGAGAGAUCCUCCUGCACCUUCACUGAGGCUGCCUCCGCCAAGGCUGGUGUCAAGAAGUGCUCCAACUCGGUCCUGAAGAACAUCAAGGUCCCUGCUGGCCAGACCCUGGAUCUCUCCGGCGCCAAGAAGGGCUCCACCGUCACCUUCGAGGGCACCACCACCUUCGGCUACAAGGAGUGGAAAGGACCUUUGAUCCGCCUCGGCGGUGAGGGCGUCACCUUCACUGCUGCCUCGGGCGCCAUCAUCGACGGCCAGGGCGAGCGCUGGUGGGACGGCAAGGGCACCAACGGCGGCAAGGACAAGCCCAAGUUCAUGUACGCCCACAAGCUGCAGAGCUCGUACCUCAAGAACCUGCACAUCAAGAACACCCCCGCUCAGGCCAUCUCGGUGCAGGGCAACGACGUGCACAUCGAGGGCGUGACCAUCGACAACUCCGCUGGCGACAGCAAGGGCGGUCACAACACCGACGCCUUUGAUGUCGGCGAGUCCAACGGCGUCUACAUCAUUGGCGCCAAGGUCUACAACCAGGACGACUGCCUGGCCAUCAACUCCGGCGAGAACAUCUACUUCGACGAUGGCUACUGCUCCGGCGGCCACGGCCUGUCGAUCGGCUCCGUCGGCGGCCGCGACAACAACGUCGUCAAGGGCGUGCACAUCACCAACAGUCACAUCGUCAACUCCGAUAACGGCGUGCGCAUCAAGACCGUCUACAAAAAAACCGGCUCCGUGACCGAUGUGACUUACGACAACAUCACCCUCGAGAACAUCGCCAAGUACGGUAUCGUCGUCGAGCAGGACUACGAGAACGGCUCCCCCACCGGUAUCCCCUCUAACUCUAUUCCCAUCAAGGAUGUCACCAUCAACAAGGUGACGGGUUCCGUUCAGUCCUCCGCUCAGCCCGUCUACAUUCUGUGCGGUUCCGGCAGCUGCUCCGACUGGACCUGGAAGGGCGUUUCCAUCUCCGGUGGUAAGGAGAAGAAGUCCUGCAAGAACGUUCCCAGCGGUGCUUCUUGCUAA
Messenger RNA from Aspergillus saccharolyticus JOP 1030-1, 1107 nucleotides. Its product is annotated as glycoside hydrolase family 28 protein. Gene Ontology annotation, cellular component: extracellular region. The record is from RefSeq and is a predicted model, not a curated record. NCBI's taxonomy places the organism in Eukaryota, Fungi, Ascomycota, Eurotiomycetes, Eurotiales, Aspergillaceae. The coding region runs from base 1 to 1107 and encodes 368 amino acids. The transcript is spliced from 3 exons. Gene Ontology annotation, molecular function: polygalacturonase activity. Gene Ontology annotation, biological process: pectin catabolic process.